Colletotrichum truncatum is the source of this 1857-nucleotide messenger RNA. RefSeq lists its product as uncharacterized. Lineage: Eukaryota; Fungi; Ascomycota; Sordariomycetes; Glomerellales; Glomerellaceae. The record is from RefSeq and is a predicted model, not a curated record.
AUGCAGCCCCUGAUCCGGCAGAGGCCCAUCGAUUUGGUCAUCAUCCUCCUCACCAUGUUCGUCUACAACAACAACAGCAACAACAACAACAACAACAACGACGACAACGACAACAGCAGCAGCAGCGAGUACGAAUGCAGCCUGAAUAAUACAGAAUCGGUCGUCAUAUCACCCGCUGGCCGUCGAUAUACACUGAGUUUUACCGAAACCACCCGCAUCUUGGCUCUCCACGAGAUAAUGAUCCAAGCGCAGCGUCGUCGCCUCUCAUCAACUUACUCCCAGCAAGAGGCGCUUGACCUAGUGAUACCGGUGCUCAACGAUAUCGAGCACGUCGCUACCCAACUGUGUGGUGCCUUGGAUACGUGGCUAGGUUUCGACUCCGUCGCCGGCGCUGGCGAGAAUGACGCCAUUACCCUUCUCUGCGACCACUUUCUCCGGCGCGUAGAUCAGUCCCGCCUCGUCUUCAUGUCCCUACGCGACUCGGAAGGCUUGGGAAGAAGAGGGGCUCUCGACGAUGCUGCCGCAAUCCACGUUGUCAGCAGACUGUCCACCGUUGCCGCCCUCAUGAACAUGAGCGCCGAGGCUGGCGUCGAGGCCGAACCCCGGCGUGGGAACGAUAGUCUUGUCGAGCUCGCUUGUCUCGUUCGCAAAAGCUGGUUUGGACCUCACCAGAGACCUCAGCACGAGCCAAGGCUUCAGACUUGCCGACCGUGCGACUAUGCCCAGGAACGCCUUUGCCAUACCCCCGAAGCCAGGGCCGGAAACGGAGCCGGAGCUGGAGUUGAAGCCGAACUCGAAAGCAAAAGCCCAGCUAUAAGCAGCUACUUGCAUUUUGCAUGUUCCCCCGACUUUCUCUAUCUCGACGGGGUAAAUAACACGACGGCAUUCCUCCUUUCGUGGGCGUCAUCCCAACUUGCUCUCCGUUUCGCUAUCCUGGAGGCGCCGACACUCGACGUGGAUGGCGAACCACUAUUUCCAAAUAAUCAACACCCCUUCACUGAGGCUGACGACGUGGUUGAUCUUAACCUCGAAUUCGAAAGCGAUACAUUCGCCCUCGUACGGUACUUGGUGGAGUUUGCGGCUACCGUUGAUGAGCUCCUCUCCCGAUUAUCUACUAACACCGUCUUGGCCGGGUCCGACCCUGAGGCCGUUGCUGCUAUCGUCUCCAGCCGGUCCAUGUCCGCCUCGACUCCUCAGCCGAGGUGGUGGUCUUUUGGAUCCCGUAGCACGAGGAGGACUAGAGAAGAGAUUUCCCGUGAACUAGUUGUAGACGUGGCCGCCGCCGCCAUGGAGCUCGCCUCUCUCCGGAACAACUCACUCCUCUCUGCCAUCCAAGCAUUAGGUCUCGUCGCGACUAGCGUGGCAGCUGCAUGUUCGUCUUUCCUGAAUCUUUCGGCUGCCCUGGACGAUAUAGACGCCGGCCGUUACCGCCUCAACUUCACAUCUGCCGCCGUCAAGCAGACUUCGAGUCCACAGCAGGAUGUCGACAUUGAAAUAUCGCACGUCAGUCUCAAAGGUGAUGCGGGCGUCUACGCGGCGAGCCUCCAGGCCGAGUACGACGCCAUGACAGCGGCCCUACGUGAGCGGCGGCGAGAGCGACGGCGGAAAGAAUACCCAGAAACGCGGCCGUCAGAACUUAGACCAGACUUGGACGAGAAAAGUCGCUGCCGUAGCAGCACCAUAAGGACACCGAAGAAUGAGGCUUUGUUUCGCGAACUGGAAGGCUUCUUUGCGAAUAAAAACCUUGAGGGUCUCAUGGCCAUAUUCCAGAGCCCGAAAAGACCCUCCGCUGUCCCUAACGUUGAUGAUGAAAACGAGCGUGAAGGGGUUGACCACAUCAUCGCUAUUAAUGGCUAA